UGUACUUUUUACCAGUCAUCGCCGGUCAUUUGAUCAAACGCACCAAUUCAUUUUCGGCCCAUUCGGGCCUUCCAAAGCCCGGCUCAAAACCUUUCUCUUUCUUCUUUACGCAGGGCCCGUCGGAGCUCUUCAAUUCUCAAACUUCCGAUCGAUUCACCGCCGCCGGAGAUCUUAUCUUUCUAUUUCAUUCGAAUUCAUGGAGCAAUUAUAGAACUUCGAGAACCCAUUCCCUCAUUCAUUGAAAAAACGCAUUUGAGGGGGGUGGGUGGGGGAAGAAAGGAGAAGAAAUAAAUUCGCACAGAAAUGUCUAGGCAAAUGGCAAAUGCUGCGUUCCACAAAUCCAAAACCCUCGAUAACAAAUAUAUGCUUGGAGAUGAGAUUGGGAAGGGAGCUUAUGGUCGAGUCUAUAAAGGUCUGGAUUUGGAAAAUGGAGACUUUGUUGCAAUUAAGCAAGUCUCUUUAGAGAAUAUUGCUCAGGAGGAUCUCAACAUCAUUAUGCAAGAGAUUGAUUUGCUUAAGAAUUUGAACCACAAAAACAUUGUGAAGUAUCUUGGAUCCUUAAAGACAAAGACUCAUCUUUUCAUAAUUCUUGAGUAUGUAGAGAAUGGUUCACUUGCCAACAUUGUCAAGCCAAACAAAUUUGGGCCUUUUCCAGAAUCUUUGGUUGCUGUUUACAUCUCUCAGGUAUUGGAAGGGUUGGUUUAUCUACAUGAGCAAGGUGUAAUUCAUAGGGAUAUCAAGGGUGCAAAUAUAUUGACAACUAAAGAGGGUUUGGUGAAACUUGCUGAUUUUGGCGUUGCAACAAAAUUGACAGAGGCAGAUGUUAAUACACACUCAGUUGUUGGAACACCAUAUUGGAUGGCACCUGAGGUGAUUGAAAUGUCGGGAGUAUGUGCUGCAUCUGACAUCUGGAGUGUUGGCUGUACAGUUAUAGAACUUCUUACUUGUGUACCUCCGUACUAUGAUCUUCAGCCCAUGCCUGCUCUCUUUCGGAUUGUACAGGAUGAUCAUCCCCCAAUUCCAGACAGCCUUUCUCCUGCUAUCACUGAUUUUCUGCGUCAGUGUUUUAAGAAGGAUGCUAGACAAAGGCCUGAUGCUAAGACACUACUUUCACAUCCAUGGAUACAAAACUCAAGGCGUGCUUUGCAGUCCUCACUCCGUCAUAGUGGGACGCUAAGAAAUAUAGAAGAAGAUGGAUCGGCUGAUACAGAUGCAUCGAAUGAAGAUGAUAAGGGUGCUGCUGGAAGCUCUUCUUCGGACAAAGCAAAAGAAUCUUGUUCAGUGUUGGCAUCACCUGAAGUCUCGGAGAUUAGCAAGUCAGAAGAGUUUGAUGGCUCAACUAGUAAUCACUUAGAAGGAAGAACUGAUAAUAUUGAAGAUCAAUUUACGUCAGAUCAAGUUCCAACUUUAGCAAUCCAUGAGAAGUCUCCUAUUCAAAGCUGUGCUGAUGGAUUGGCUGUGAAUAAUGAAUCAACGCUUCAAAGUUCAACAGACUUGGUUGAGCCUGAGAAAGUUCUUGCAAACGGUGAGCUUGAAUCUAGUCAAUCCAAGGGUGGAAAUAAUGUAGGUAAGAAGGUUGAAGAAAAAGGACGUGGCAUUAAUGCUUAUUCUGCAUCAUCCAGUUCUGGACAAAAGAACCCAGAUCAUAGUCCUAGAAAGGCUGUGAAGACAUCAGUAGUUCCGCGAGGAAAUGAACUGAGCAGAUUUAGUGACCCCCCUGGUGAUGCUUCGUUGGAUGACCUGUUUCAUCCAUUGGAGAAGAACCUGGAGAAUCGUGCUGCUGAAGUUUCUCUUUCUUCAUCAUCUUCACAAAUUGCUCAAAGCAAUGCGGUUUCCGAAACUGGAAAGAAUGAUUUGGCAACAAAGUUGAGGGCCACAAUUGCUAAGAAACAAAUGGAGAGUGAAUCAGGACCAGCAAAUGGUGGUGAUUUACUCAGCAUCAUGAUGGGUGUGUUGAAGGAGGAUGUAAUAGACAUGGAUGGUUUAGGCUUUGAUGAUAAACUGCCGACAGAAAAUCUUUUUCACCUUCAGGCUGUAGAAUUCAGCAAGUUGGUAUCAUCUUUAAGAACAGAUGAAUCAGAAGAUGUUAUUGUAUCAGCUUGUCAGAAGUUAAUAGCAUUCUUUCAUCAACGGCCAGACCAGAAGCUUGUCUUUGUCACCCAGCACGGUUUGCUUCCUCUGAUGGAGUUACUUGAGGUUCCCAAAACUCGUGUCAUCUGUUCAGUGCUGCAAGUACUAAACCUGAUUGUUCAAGAUAACACGGAUUCCCAAGAAAAUGCUUGUCUCGUUGGCCUUAUCCCUGUCGUAAUGAGUUUUGCUGCCCCCGAUCGUCCUCGAGAAAUUCGUAUGGAAGCAGCUUGCUUCUUUCAGCAGCUUUGUCAGUCGAGUUCCUUGACGUUGCAAAUGUUUAUUGCUAACCGUGGAAUACCUGUUCUUGUGGGCUUUUUAGAAGCUGAUUAUGCCAAAUAUAGGGAAAUGGUUCACAUGGCUAUAGAUGGUAUGUGGCAGGUGUUUAAGCUUCAGCGAUCUACUCCUAGAAAUGAUUUUUGCCGCAUAGCUGCUAAAAAUGGAAUUCUACUCAGGCUCAUCAACACUCUCUACAGCUUGAAUGAAGCGGCUCGUUUAGCUUCUGCAUCUGGUGGAGGUGGGUUCCCUCCUGAUGGAUUGGCUCCCCGACCACGGUCUGGGCCACUUGACCCUGGCAAUUCUUCAUUUAUGCAGACUGAAAUGCCCCCUUAUGGAACUGAUCAGCCAGAUAUGCUUAAGAUUAAGAAUGGAGAGCGUGUUUUGCCAGCUGGAAUGCAGGAACCUUCACGUACUUCAGCUUCACAUUCACCAGAUUCUCCAUUUUUUCGACAGGAUUUUGAGAGGCCUCGGUCAAGUAAUGCUACAGUGGAAGCUUCAGGUCCAUCAAGAUUGCCAGAUGGAACAUCUGUUUCUAGAGAUCGAGAAAGCCUAGACAGAUACAAAAAUGAUCUCUCUCGAGCUGAGAUUGACUUUAGGCAGCAAAGAGGUGGCAAUACAAGUAGAAUAUCGACUGACAGGGCAUCAUAUGGAUUUUCUGCUUCAACAGCUACUCCGCAUGAGAAUGUACGGCCCCUUCUUAGUUUGUUGGAGAAGGAACCCCCAUCUCGCCAUUUUUCGGGUCAGCUUGAAUAUGUUCACAAUCUUCCUGGACUGGAGAAGCAUGAGAGCAUACUCCCUCUUCUGCAUGCAUCUAAUGAAAAGAAAACAAAUGGUUUGGACUUUUUGAUGGCUGAAUUUGCAGAGGUUUCUGGACGUGGAAGGGAAAAUACUAACUUGGAGUCAUUGCCUAGAAGUCCACAUAAAGCUGCCACUAAGAAAGUUGGAGGGGCAGCUUCUACUGAUGGAGUUGCUUCAACUUCUGGACUUGCAUCACAGACUGCGUCAGGUGUAUUGUCCGGCUCUGGAGUGUUAAAUGCUAGACCAGGAAGUGCAGCAUCAUCUGGAAUACUUUCACACAUGGUGUCGCCCUGGAAUGCUGAUGUUGCUAGGGAAUACUUGGAAAAGGUAGCAGACCUUCUGCUUGAGUUUGCUGCAGCAGACACAACUGUAAAAUCCUUCAUGUGCAGCCAAAGUUUGCUCAGCCGUCUUUUUCAGAUGUUUAAUAAGAUAGAGCCCCCUAUUCUUCUUAAGCUAUUGAAAUGCAUUAAUCACCUUUCAACAGACCCACACUGCUUAGAACAUCUCCAGAGAGCAGAUGCAAUCAAGUAUUUGAUACCCAAUCUUGAUCUCAAAGAGGGCCCUCUUGUGUCCCAAAUACAUCAUGAGGUUCUCCAUGCAUUGUUCAACCUCUGCAAGAUCAAUAAGAGAAGACAGGAGCAAGCUGCGGAAAAUGGAAUUAUUCCACACUUGAUGCAUUUUAUCAUGACCAGUUCUCCGUUGAAACAAUAUGCAUUACCUCUUCUAUGUGAUAUGGCUCAUGCGUCACGUAAUUCAAGAGAGCAACUUCGUGCUCAUGGUGGACUUGAUGUAUACCUGAGCUUACUUGAAGAUGAACUCUGGUCUGUCACAGCAUUAGAUUCCAUUGCUGUUUGUUUGGCACAUGACAACGAAAGCAGGAAAGUGGAACAAGCUUUGCUCAAAAAGGAUGCUAUACAGAAAAUGGUCAAGUUCUUCGAAUGCUGUCCAGAACAGCAUUUUCUGCACAUACUGGAACCUUUCUUGAAAAUUAUCACGAAAUCAUCUCGAAUAAAUACAACUCUCGCUGUCAAUGGAUUAACACCAUUGCUUGUCUCUAGGCUUGACCACCGAGAUGCUAUAGCUCGACUGAAUUUGCUCAAGUUGAUAAAGGCUGUGUAUGAGCACCAUCCCCGACCAAAGCAACUUAUUGUGGAGAAUGAUCUACCUCAAAAGCUUCAGAAUUUGAUUGAAGAGCGCAGAGAUGGACAGAGUUCUGGUGGCCAAGUUUUGGUGAAACAGAUGGCGACUUCUCUGCUUAAAGCACUCCAUAUAAACACAGUUUUGUAAAUUACCAGUUGGCCACCUCUCUGCUAAUUGUCUUGCAAGCUGUAUAUUUCCUUGGUUUCAUAUCUGUAAUUAGUCCUCUUUAUUAGUUUGCAUUAUUGGUUGUGCUUCGGGUGUUUUUUAAGCCCUCAGUUCUCUUUCCAAUGUAAUUAUAUCCUGAGUGUCUAAAAAGCGAGAUGCUUAUAUCGAGUUUGUGAGCCUAUCUGAUUCUUUUCUUUCUGAGCUAUUGACUUAUAUGAGUAGUUUUAUUUGGUACAAUAACAUAAAAGUACUCUCCUCUCUGUAUUUUCUUUUAAAGACCUAUCUUUUCUGAAUAAAUACUGAAGAUAUUAGGUAGGGGGAA
Nicotiana attenuata is the source of this 4831-nucleotide messenger RNA. Its product is annotated as MAP3K epsilon protein kinase 1-like. The coding region runs from base 304 to 4491 and encodes 1395 amino acids. The transcript has 24 exons. Gene Ontology annotation, cellular component: cytoplasm. Gene Ontology annotation, biological process: protein phosphorylation. Gene Ontology annotation, molecular function: ATP binding; protein binding; protein serine/threonine kinase activity. The record is from RefSeq and is a predicted model, not a curated record. NCBI's taxonomy places the organism in Eukaryota, Viridiplantae, Streptophyta, Magnoliopsida, Solanales, Solanaceae.